This is a messenger RNA of Cornus florida, 2702 nucleotides long. RefSeq names its product putative pentatricopeptide repeat-containing protein At5g40405. Gene Ontology annotation, molecular function: RNA binding; protein binding; zinc ion binding. Gene Ontology annotation, biological process: RNA modification. The record is from RefSeq and is a predicted model, not a curated record. Bases 275 to 2122 code for a protein of 615 amino acids. Lineage: Eukaryota; Viridiplantae; Streptophyta; Magnoliopsida; Cornales; Cornaceae. The transcript has a single exon.
UCACACUUAGAAUCAUGUUAUUGCUACAUGAUCUUUCCAGGUUUCCGAGGGAAAUUCACAUUCUCUUCUUUUUCAAAUCAAUACCACCUGUUUCAUUGUAGAUAUAAUACUCCGUAACAUACAGACAGGAUAGAUUACAGAGACGCGGGAAAACAUGACAAGUUUACCUCAACCCCUAUUUAAUUUGAAUAAUUUCCACCAAAACCACUAAGAUGGCCAGAAGAUACCAUCAUCCUCUUCAUAACUGUCCAUCAUCUCUGAUUUAAUUCUAAUCAUGAGCUCCUUACGCUCUACCGUGAAACACCCAACAAUUUCCCUUGUUGAAUCAUGCACAAACCUCAGAGAGAUCAAGCAAGUCCACACCCAACUGCUCAUCAACGGCCUUCUUAACGACCCUCUCAUCCAUGGCCAAUUUGUUGCCUCCAUUGCCCUCAAUCACUCCAACAAUCUACAAUAUUCCAACCAAGUCCUAGACCAAUGUCACACCCCAACUCUCUUUCCCCUGAACUGUUUGAUCAGAGUUCACUCCAAAAGCUCAAACCCUCAAAGAAGCUUUCACUUCUAUAACAAAAUUCUACACUCGAGCAACAAUCUGUCACCUGAUAAUUACACCUUCACUUUCUUGGUUCGCACCUGUGCUCAGCUUUUGGCCCGGCAGACCGGUCCGGCAGUCCACGCCGGGGCUAUAAGACAUGGGUUUCAAACUGACCCACAUGUUAGAAGUGGAUUGAUUUACAUGUAUGCUGAAUUGGGUCACUUGGAUUGUGCUCACAAAGUGUUUGUGGAAAUUCCUGAGCCGGAUUUGGUGGCCCAGACCGCAAUGGUGAGUGCUUGUGCCAAACUGGGACAUGUUGGUUUUGCGCGGGAACUGUUUGAUAAUAUGCCUCAGCGGGACCUUGUUGCAUGGAGUGCGAUGAUAUCCGGGUAUGCACAGUGUGGGCAGUCUGUGGAGGCAUUGAGUUUGUUUCACUUGAUGCAAAUGGAGGGUGUGAAGGUUAACGAGGCGACGUUGGUUUCGGUUUUGUCUGCAUGCACUCACUUAGGAGCAUUGGAUCAAGGAAGAUGGGCUCAUGCAUUUAUUGAGCGAAACAAGCUGCGAAUGACUGUGACACUUGGGACUGCACUCGUUGACAUGUAUGCGAAAUGUGGGAACAUGAAUAAGGCAAUGGAAGUUUUCUGGGGAAUGAGAGAAAAGAAUGUGUACACAUGGAGUAGUGCCAUGGGUGGGCUGGCAAUGAAUGGAUUAGGCAAGGAGUGUCUUGAGCUUUUCUCUCUAAUGAAAAAAGAAGGGGCUCAGCCCAAUGAGGUCACAUUUGUUUCUGUUUUACGGGGUUGUAGUGUUGUUGGAUUCAUUAAUGAAGGUCAUAGGCAUUUCGACUCAAUGAUAAAAGUGUAUGGGCUUGAGCCUCAGCUUGAGCAUUAUGGGUGCAUGGUUGAUUUAUAUGGUCGGUCUGGCCAUUUAGAUGAAGCUUUAGAUUUCAUAAAUAACAUGCCUGUGAAGCCUCAUGCUGGUGCUUGGGGAGCUUUGCUUAAUGCUUGUCAGAUCUAUAAAAAUAAGGAAUUAGCUGAACUUGCCUCAAGAAAGUUAGUAGAGCUAGAGGCCACGAAUCACGGGGCAUAUGUGCUCUUGUCAAAUAUCUAUGCUGAUUUUAAGAACUGGGAUAGGGUCAGUGUUGUGAGACAAACAAUGAAGGAUAGAGGUGUUAAAAAGCUCCCGGGUUGUAGUGUUAUAGAGGUCAAUGGCCAAGUUCAUGAAUUUUUGGUUGGAGAUAAGUCCCAUCCUUGGUAUGGUGCAAUUGAGGCAAAGUGGGAAGAGAUAUCCAGGAAGCUGAAAUUAUCAGGUUAUGCAGCUAACACUAAUCAUGUUCUUUUUGACAUAGAAGAAGAAGAGAAGGAGGAUGCUUUGUGUAAACACAGUGAGAGAGUCGCCAUUGCUUUCGGUUUGAUCAGUUUAAAUGAAAGUGUGCCAAUUAGGGUUGUGAAGAACCUCCGUGUUUGUUGGGAUUGUCAUGCUGUAACAGUGAUGAUAUCUCAAAUUUAUAACAGAGAGAUCAUAGUGAGAGAUGGGAAUAGGUUUCACCAUUUCAAAGAUGGGGAAUGUUCUUGCGAGGGUUAUUGGUGAAAUAAUUGAUCUUAUUGUAACUUGAAUUUCAUUCAUUAAAGGAUGCGGUCAUUGAGGACGGGCUUGGCACAACGGUAAAGAUUGCUCAAUUGUGAUCUGGGGAGCUAACGAAUUCCAAACAAGAACAACAUGCGGAGUUUAGACUAUUUACAUCUAACUCUCCUCAAGCGGCGGGAGCGUCGUGCACUGGGCUAGCCCUAAAGGACGAUGGUCAUUCCUUAUCAAUGCCAUCAGUGAGUUUCUCUCUAUUUUUCCUAUUUUUCAAUUAUUAUAGCAACCUCUUUUCUCUACUUUCAUUCCGUCCUUCCUUUCAUUUCAUGUCAGUUCAGUCCAGUUUGUGAAUUCUUCCACCCAGUGAUAAAGCAGUUUCAAGUGUCUCUGCUUUUUAAGAUGUGGGUCAAGAUUUAAAAAAAAAAAAAAAAAAAAAAAAACAGUUGAGAUUAACAUAUUAAUUGUCCACAUACAUUGUUGAUGGGAAGAUAAUUUCUUGUAUUGUCAGUCAAAAUUUCAGACCUUUUUCUUCCAAAUACAUUCAUGUCAAUUCAUGCUACGUUUAGUACAAACUUGUUAUUCAUUUCAA